AUGGAGUUCGGUUCCAAGCUCAAGGACAUGAAUAUGACGCCGGAUGAAAUAGGCCGCUUUACCAAGGCUUUUCAAAAUGAGGAAUUCAGAAAGAUGCUGCACGAAUACGCAGAAGACAUAUCAAAGCCGGAGAACAAGAAGAAAUAUGAGGAAGAAAUCAAGUUGUUAGAGCAAGAGAGGGGCAUGGACAUUCAAUUUGUCCACCCCGAACCUUACAGAGUCCUGAAGACGAGUGUGGACGGUAAACAUAAGUGCUUCAUCAAUGUCUGCAGCAAUGACAUGAUUCGUAAACCUGAGUUUAGAAGGGUAGACGAGGCUGGCAGAGUAGGACAGCAUUGGUCACUACCCCACAGCUUGACACCUGGAACGCAAGACAGUGAUGCAAAGGGUAAUAAGUAUACGAUCUAUGAUGUUGUGUUUCAUCCAGACACUAUUCACAUGGCUGGAAAAAACCCGAGAUUUAUGGAAAUGGUUGACAACACUGCUGUUGAGGCUGUCGAGAAUGGUGGCAAAGUGAAGCUAGACAAGAACAAUGUGAGAGUUUUGAAAAUCAAAUACAAAGGGACACCACAUGCUGCCGUCAUGCGCAAGCCCUUACCUGGUCAACCCGCCAAGGGAAAACCUUCACCACUUGACCAUCAUCUCUCGUUCCCCUACCCCGACGAAAAACAACCAGACACCGCAACAAAUCAAAAGGAGAGCCAUAAACAAAGACAACAAAACGCCAAUUCACCCAAGGAGCCAACGAAACCACAUUACACUCUAAAAUACAGAUCAUUCAUUGAUUUGCAAGACUUCAGGUGUUCCAGAGAUUCGGCUCAGAGCCCACGCCCUAAAGAGAUUGUUAUCACUAUUGAUUUGCCUUUGCUUAGAUCUGCUGGGGAUGCUGAUCUGGAUGUGACUGAAAGACUUGUUAGAUUGGAAUCCAAGAAACCAGCUUACAGACUAGAGGUGCCGAUGGCAUAUCCAGUGGAUGAAAACAAGGGAGAGGCAAAGUUCAACAAGCAAAAUAAACAACUGGUUGUUACUUUACCUGUUCUACCUAUGAAGGAGCCACCAGUCGCUGAAAUGUCUGGCCAGCAGCUUGUCAGUGAUGAUGGUGAAGAGGAUUUUGAGAAUAGUUGUGAAAGCGCAGCGCAAUCGGAAGACACAACACGUGGCAAAGAUACCCCCGAUCACAGCGGACGUGGCAAAGAAGAUACCCCCAACCACAGUGGUUGCAAUGAAGGAGACAGCUCAGAAAAAGUUCACAGUGAAAAUGCUACAUCACUCAGGUUUGAAAAUCAACUCAUCUCAGUCCUGGAAGACAAUAAAGAGUUUUCUGAACAGUCCGGUGACAUUGAGGAGGACAAGCAACACAAACUGAGAAGUGGUGAAUCACACCGAGCUUCAGAGCCCACUGAGUUUGACGGCAAGACUGGGUACAAUGAUCAGAAUGAGGGACAGUCAGAUGAUAAGCGUUUACAUGAUGAGGUGAGCCAAUCAUCUUUAGGUUAACGUUCAUUCAGUAGAAGAAACCUUAACUAUUAUAGUGUUUGUCUAGCAAAAAACGGACCCUGUUGUUGAACUGAUAGGCUUCUCUUCAUCAGUGCUGUUACUAACCAACAUUCACUGUGACAAUUUUCUUUUAGGUGAAAACAGAACCCUCAUCCCUGAUUGAGAGAAUAGAUGACCCGUCUAACACUGCAGCAAUGGUCAUCCCAUUCAAUCUUGACAACAAUGACCAGGCCAAAGACUGCUCAUCCCCCAAGAUAGAAGAGAUAGUUGAAAGUCAAGCUCCAACUAAGGAUAAACAGAAGACUGUGCGAUUCAGUGAGCAUGUGGAGGUGGCUCAGUCUCAGGAUGAAGAGGACGACGACCUGCCUGCUGAGCAGACCUUUCAAGACUGUGAUAGGAGACAACAGCAAGCUGUGCUGACAGAAACCAAUGAGGAUGGACAAGAGGUGGUCAUUAGUGAUCAUACUACAUCUGCUGGUUUCGUUUUUCAAAACUCCUUCAUCUAUGACCUGGACUGA
This is a messenger RNA of Coregonus sp. 'balchen', 2015 nucleotides long. The record is from the annotation of a GenBank genome assembly. NCBI's taxonomy places the organism in Eukaryota, Metazoa, Chordata, Actinopteri, Salmoniformes, Salmonidae.